This is a messenger RNA of Ostreococcus tauri, 591 nucleotides long. RefSeq names its product Cytokinin riboside 5'-monophosphate phosphoribohydrolase LOG. Gene Ontology annotation, biological process: cytokinin biosynthetic process. The transcript has a single exon. Gene Ontology annotation, cellular component: cytosol. The coding region runs from base 1 to 591 and encodes 196 amino acids. The record is from RefSeq and is a predicted model, not a curated record. NCBI's taxonomy places the organism in Eukaryota, Viridiplantae, Chlorophyta, Mamiellophyceae, Mamiellales, Bathycoccaceae. Gene Ontology annotation, molecular function: hydrolase activity, hydrolyzing N-glycosyl compounds.
AUGUCUGUGCAGCGGCUGGAUUGUGUUUGUGUUUACUGCGGUUCUUCCUCCGGCUUGAAAGCGUCGUACGCAGUCGCUGCUCGGGACUUAGGUCUAGAACUAGCGAAAAGGCAGAUUUCCCUGGUGUACGGAGGCGGCUCAGUCGGUCUGAUGGGGAUAAUAGCAGAAACUGUCGACUCUAGCGGUGGAUGCGUUACAGGAGUCAUACCUAAGUCGCUUGCGCCUGAACAUAUAAGUGGUAAGACUCCGGGACGUGUCAUCCUGACGGAGACUAUGCACGAGAGGAAGAUGCGAAUGGCAUCACGCGCAAACGCGUUCAUAGCUUUGCCUGGUGGUAUUGGCACCCUUGAAGAGCUAUUUGAAAUAGCUACCUGGAGACAACUUGGACAUCACCGGAAACCGAUCGGCAUACUCAACGUGCAAAACUAUUUUGACCCGCUACUUGAGUUCUUAGACGGCGCUGUUGCAGAUGGUUUUGUUUCCAGCACUACACGGUCAAUAUUUGUUGUGGGGACAAGUGCUUCGGAAUUGCUGAAUAAACUCGGCUGCGGUCUUAGUUCAGUCGCUGUGCCAGAUUUGUGUAGUAGGUAA